UUAACAAAACACAUGCGUAGAUCUAGAUCUUCCUUUAAACUCCGAAGUCCUAACCAAAAUGACUCAUGUCUAAAUGGGUAUUUGCAGCUCGUCAUCUUCCGUGGUCACAACCAAGCUGGUUCUGCAAGAUGGGCAGCUUCAAGAAUUCUCAAACCCAGUUAGGGCAUCCUACGUGCUGCAGAAGAUCAAUUCCCCGGGGUUUGUUUGUGAUGCCGACGACAUGGAUUACGGAGGCUUUAUAACGGCUGUUAAUGGGGAUGAAGAGCUUCAUCUGGGUCAGCUUUACUUUGUAUUGCCGUUAAAUUGGCUGAAUAAGCCACUUCGGGCGGAGGAGAUGGCAGCUUUGGCUGUUAGGGCAAGUUUGGCGCUUCGCAAUAUGAGACGGAGUAGUAGGCGUUGUUGUAAAGGAGGGGAUGAUCAAGUUGUAUUUAGUAUUAUGAAGAAGGAUGUGAAGCCUAAGAUGGUGACCAGCAGAGGCAGUUUUGGUGUUCAUCCAGAAACAGUGAGAAAAAGAAGAAGUUAUACUUCUAUAUCGAAGUUGAGUGUGAUUUUGGAAGGCGAGGAUAGGAAAGAGGAUGGUACCGGUGAAAUUUGGGUUGUACAGUGAUCUCCAUGGUUAGUGCAUGU
Argentina anserina (silverweed cinquefoil) is the source of this 627-nucleotide messenger RNA. RefSeq lists its product as uncharacterized. NCBI's taxonomy places the organism in Eukaryota, Viridiplantae, Streptophyta, Magnoliopsida, Rosales, Rosaceae. The transcript has a single exon. The record is from RefSeq and is a predicted model, not a curated record. The coding region runs from base 74 to 607 and encodes 177 amino acids.